AUGACCCAGACAAAUCAGACAGCUAUAAAGUAUUUUAUUAUUAAGGGUAUUUCAGAGAUUCCAGAACUGCAGACUCUGAUGUUUUUUCUGGUUCUAGUGAUUUACCUUAUUACAGUUGGAGGAAACCUGGCUAUUCUUCUUCUCGCAUGUCUAGAUGUUCACCUACACACGCCUAUGUAUUUUUUCCUAGGUAACUUGUCAAUUUUAGAUGUGUUUUGCUUGACCAUAACCCUUCAUAAAAUACUUAUAAGCUUCAUAUCAGGCAAUAAAACUGUUCCAUUUACAGGAUGUAUGUCACAAAUGUAUAUAUUUUCAUCCCUGACUUGUAGUGAGCUGUUAAUACUGACGGCUAUGAGUUAUGAUCGUUAUGUUGCUAUAUGUAACCCAUUUCAUUACCAUAUGGCCAUGAACAGUAGAGUUUGCAUUCUCUUGGCAGUCGCAUGUUGGAUAUUGGGGUUCGUUGAGGUUAUACCUCAUAUGUGGGCAAUUUCACACUUCUCUUGCUACAAAUCCAAUGAGAUUAAUCAUUACUUCUGUGAUAUUUUGCCUAUUAUGAAACUAACUUGCAGUGAUACUACUGUCUUAAAGUUGAUCAUCUUUGUCGAGGGACUUCUUCUUGUAAGUUUUCCACCAUUUCUACUCACCUUUGUAUCUUAUGUUUUUAUUAUUAUGUCAAUCUUGAAGAUCCGUACCAGUAGUGGAAGAAAAAAAGCCUUCUACACGUGUUCCUCUCACCUCACGGUGGUCGGUGUUCUUUACUUAAGUUUGGUUUGCCAAUACCUGAGACCAACCUCAACAGACACACUGGAUUCCAACAAACUCUUCUCUCUCUUUAACACAGCAGCAGUCCCAGUCCUAAAUCCCUUUAUCUACAGCUUGAAGAAUAAAGAUGUCAAGUCUGCUGUGAAAAGACAACUGAGAUGGUUUAAAGUCUUUCAUUGA
This is a messenger RNA of Bombina bombina (fire-bellied toad), 942 nucleotides long. Its product is annotated as olfactory receptor 1009-like. Gene Ontology annotation, biological process: G protein-coupled receptor signaling pathway. The record is from RefSeq and is a predicted model, not a curated record. NCBI's taxonomy places the organism in Eukaryota, Metazoa, Chordata, Amphibia, Anura, Bombinatoridae. Gene Ontology annotation, molecular function: G protein-coupled receptor activity; olfactory receptor activity. The transcript has a single exon. Gene Ontology annotation, cellular component: membrane. Bases 1 to 942 code for a protein of 313 amino acids.